CGUGCUUGUUGCACAAUGUCUAAGCCUGAAGUGAAAAAGGUUCCCUUCCUGCAGAAGCUGGUGGUAGGUGGAAUUGCAGGUAUUGUCGGUACUUCUAUCGUGUAUCCCCUGGAUAUGGUCAAGACUCGUCUCCAGAGACAGACCACGGGAGUCCUGAAGUACAAGGGUCCUUGGGAUUGCUUCAAGACGAUCUGUAAAGAGGAGGGACCGAAGGGUCUCUACAGAGGAAUCCUCGCUAACUUGAUCGGAGUCACUCCCGAGAAGGCUAUCAAGUUGGCAGUGAACGAUUUUGUGCGCGAAGCCACUGAAGACGAAAAUGGCAACGUUGCGUGGUACAACGGUAUUCUUGCUGGAGCCAGUGCGGGUUUCUGCCAGGUAAUCGCCACCAACCCCAUGGAGAUUACCAAGAUCCGCAUGCAAGUCCAAGCGACGCUCCCUCCUGAGCAGCGUACCGGCCUCCUCGCAGUGUGCCGUGACCUGGGUCUGCGUGGCAUGUACAAGGGCUCCACGAUUACGCUUCUUCGUGAUGUCCCCUACUCCAUGAUCUUCUUCCCUCUCAACGCGUCCAUCCAAAUCGCGCUGAGUGACAAAAACGGCAACAUGACGCUUGGCGGUUUGCUGACUGCGGGUAUGGUUGCUGGAUGCUUCGCCGCGGGCCUGAUGACGCCGAUGGACGUGAUCAAGACGCGCGUGCAGGCCGAGAAGGGCAACAAGGUGGAGGUGAAGUUCUUCGAUAUGUUCGUGAAGAUCUUCAAGACCGAGGGAUUGAAGGGACUCUACAAGGGAGCUGUGCCGCGUAUGUGUGUGCAGGCUCCGCUGUUCUCGAUCGCCUGCACCGCGUUCGAGCUGCAGAAGCGAUAUCUGACCUAUGGAACUUUCUUCUUGAAGGAUUAAGCGUUUCAGAAUUUCU
Messenger RNA from Blastocystis hominis, 910 nucleotides. RefSeq lists its product as hypothetical. Gene Ontology annotation, biological process: transmembrane transport. The coding region runs from base 16 to 894 and encodes 292 amino acids. The record is from RefSeq and is a predicted model, not a curated record. The transcript has 6 exons. Lineage: Eukaryota; Bigyra; Opalinata; Blastocystidae. Gene Ontology annotation, molecular function: transmembrane transporter activity.